AAAAAUGACAAACUAACAUGUAGAUGGAACGCGCCAUCUAGAGGGCUUUCAAACAUGUUAUUAACAUGUAGACACACGCUGUGUUUCUUUUGCACGUCAACUAGUAAAAUGUGAGAAACAGAAGUCAGGAGAGAAAAUAGAUACAUAUUUCUGCAUAGGAAAUAAUUGCAAGAGUUAUUUUCUACAUCGUAAUUCUAAAGGUGACACAGAUCAGCUUUAAUAGUUUUGAGACAAACUGAUAGAUGGUUUCUUUGGCCUCUGAAAAGUCUUUGCUGCCAUGAAGGAUUUCUGCAACAUCCUUUUGGUAGGAGAGGGAAACUUCUCAUUUUCAGUCUCAGUAUGUGAGACAUCCGGCCCGAACACCAACAUCACGGCAACCUGCUAUGAAGAGGAAGAAGUUGUUGCAGCACAGAAAGAUGCUUUCAGCAAUGUUCAGAGGCUUAAAGAAAAAGGAGCUGCAGUUCAUUUCCAGGUUGACUGCACCAAACUUCAGUACUGUCCAGUCUUAGCUCCUGCAGUGUUUGACUGUGUCAUAUUCAACUUUCCUCACUGCGGGCGAAAAGCAGGUGUAAAGAAGAAUCGAGCUCUUCUAGCUAAAUUUUUCCUCAGUUGUGCUGAGGUCCUCACAACAAAAGGAGAAGUCCAUGUUGCUCUGUGUAGAGGGCAGGGUGGAACCCCAGCCGACCAGCCAGUCAGGGAAUGGCACAAUAGCUGGCAGGUUGUUGCCAUGGCUGCAGAGGCAGGGUUUAUCCUCAGUGAAGUUAUUCCUUUUAAGACAUCUGAACAUUGCAGAUAUAAAAAUACAGGUUACAGGAGUCAAGAUAAAUCAUUUCACAUUGAAGGUGCACUGAACCAUAUUUUCACAAGAUGUUUACCUAUUGGUUGUUCAAGAUCUGUCAUCUCUCAAGCAAAAUUUGAUGACAAAUGGAUUUCCUUUCAUGUUCCUGAAGAGCUGGUAGAAAGAAUCGACAGAAAUUUCCUGGAAAGGACUUGCUGUCAUCCUGUCAGCAUAGUACACGGACAGCUUAUUAAAGACGUCAGUGAAAUAUUCCCCGUGCACAGGUUUAGUCAUUCACACAGUCUUCUGGUCAAAGUGAACUUUAACAGAGCCUCAUUCUACGGUUGCAAAGGCUUGCUUGCUAGUAUUUAUUUUGUAAGAUCAAUUGAUUAUAAAAAUAGCAAUCCAUGGCAAACAGAAAAUAAGAUUCCUAGUGCUAUUUUGUCAUUUACUGGUUUAAGUGUGGACAGCUGCAAAGAAAGUGGAGAGCAUAGUGCUUUGAUAAGGGAAUUAGAGUCAGCUGAAUAUUACCUCAGACCAUCUCUUUUGGUACACAUACAGGAAAUCAUAAAUGGAAAAGACUUCUUGCCCCAAACACUUCACAUUGUAAGUGGCCCUGUGUUCAGAAAGUGUUUGAUUUCUUCAUAUACUAUGCCAGCUUAUCAUGAAAUUCUAUUUAUUUGGGGCUCAAAUGAUGAUCCUGGAAUUGAAUUUUUGCUUUCCUUUAAGCAGAGUAUUGCAAAGUUUCUAACAUCACUUCUUAAGCUUGUCCCUGAUCAUAUAGUUACAUUUUCAGACAAGCCAAAUGAUCAAAGAAAAUGUGAUCAGUCAUGGUUUGUGAACAGCAAGGAGCUGUUUCCCGAGGAACACUGCACCAUUUAUGUGAAUUUUGGAUGUGAUUCUUUAGAUUCCAAACAUGUUAAUAUUGGAAAUAUAUAUGUAACUCCUGCAGGUCAGAUUCAUAAGGAGCUAGCUUUUUGCAUUGCAUUUUUAAAUCUUGACCUUCUGGCCAUGUUAUGUUUUAAGAUACUUGAUUGGAGAAUGCUUUGGACAUUUGAUGAACGUUUUCUAAACCAGUUCCAGGAACCGGAAGUUCUAUGGUUCAAGAAUUUUUCAUUGUAUCCACCUUCUUUUACCCAUGAUGUCAGUUUUUGGAUUAGUCCUGGAGGGCAUUUUGAUGAAAUAGAGUUCCACAUAGCCGUCCGUCGUGUUACUGGUGAAAUGGUCAAAGAUGUUAUUUUGAUGGAUACGUUUGAACACCCAGACACAGGACAAAUCAGUAAAUGCUAUAGGAUGAUUUACCAGUCUUGUGACAAAGCUCUUUCUUAUCAGAAAGCUUCAGAGUUGCAACUUCGUCUUAGACAAGUAUUGCAAGAGUAUUUACAAAUAAUUUUAAGGUAACUUAUUGCCUACUGUUAAACUGCUUGGAGUGAACAAAUGUAAACUUGAGCUACUCAGGAUAUGCAGUUUCAAGUAAAUAAACAGAAUCUCUACCAUAAGCAGUGCAACUCAGUUGACCUUAAGAAGAAAUUAUUAGUUUUUCUGUUCCCUUUUUAAAAAUGGAGGCCAAUGAACAAUGUUGUGAUGUCUGUUAAAUAUGUGAAUGGACCCUCUUCAGUGAUGACUUAGACCAGAUGCCAAAAGGAAUUACUCUGUAUCCUGCACUUGUAUUUAUAAUUCAAUGAUCCUAUCUUAUUAGUUUAUGGGUACAUAUAAUUCAUGUACACUGGCAGGGGCCUCACAGUAUGGCUGAAUAAUAAUGGUUUACUCAUGUGAUGCCAUACAUGCAUUACAGAUAUUUAAGCAGCCUCAUUUGUAUUAUGAAAUAGGUUGGAAAGCCUGUGAAGUAAUAGUUCUCACAUUUUGCACAUCAGCUUUCCUUCAAGACUUAGAAAUGACUUAAAACUAGAUUUCACAGGUCUUCCCCAUAAAAAGGCAGGCUUUGCAUUAUUCAUAUAAACAAAGUAAAUGUAUUGUUUUUGGUUAGAACACAUGUUUUCUGUCUACAAAAGCAGACCCUCGCACCAUACUCUUAUACAAAAUAACUAAGGUUUGGAAUAUAGUGUAAACCUUCACCCCUGCUGUACAGUUGGUUACGUAGCUCAUUCAAGCCUAUAAUGCCCUUUCUGUAUACUUCUAGUAAACACCCACAGCUCCUUAUGGUGUCAUCUUUUUUUGGGUCUGGCUUUAACUAUUUAUUUAUCUAUUUAUUUAUUUUACAUUUGUUGACCGGGCUAGUCUAACUGGAUAUAUGUCCAUUUUCAGUAGAGGCCCGGGGAGAAAAGCUCCAAGUUUUAAUACAUAGUAAAAAAUCAGUCUACAUAAAAGUUAAGACAGUCAAAUCAGUAAAACAGAAAAAAAAUAAAAAAAGAUAAAAUAUGUACAUUUUUUUUUUUUUUUUGAGAUGAGUAGAAGAACAAUAUUUUCAAGGUAGCUUAGAAUAAAAGAAAGGAUAAAGCGAGAAAGAGGUGGGGUAAAGAUAGGAAACUAGAUAGGAACUAAAUGACUUAACAGCUGAAACAGGUGGCAUUUGAAAGUGUAAUAUAUAUAUAUAUAUAUAUAU
This is a messenger RNA of Protopterus annectens (West African lungfish), 3341 nucleotides long. It is a transcript of the gene FDXACB1, whose product is annotated as ferredoxin-fold anticodon binding domain containing 1. Bases 278 to 2179 code for a protein of 633 amino acids. The transcript has 6 exons. Gene Ontology annotation, cellular component: cytoplasm. NCBI's taxonomy places the organism in Eukaryota, Metazoa, Chordata, Ceratodontiformes, Protopteridae. The record is from RefSeq and is a predicted model, not a curated record. Gene Ontology annotation, biological process: rRNA base methylation. Gene Ontology annotation, molecular function: rRNA (uridine-N3-)-methyltransferase activity.